Messenger RNA from Spirometra erinaceieuropaei, 2016 nucleotides. The record is from the annotation of a GenBank genome assembly. Lineage: Eukaryota; Metazoa; Platyhelminthes; Cestoda; Diphyllobothriidea; Diphyllobothriidae.
AUGUUGCCCCAGAUCCGAACCUCAAGAAUCUCUUCCUCCCCAGGAGUUGCCAAGCUACCUCUCCUAACUCACCGUAGUUCCACACUCGAGAACAGACCGAAAGUAGGCAUCGCAUCCAAUCCUCUCCCAAAACCACCACCCCACCAACCCGCAAAACGACGGCCACGAAAUCUCAAAAGUGCUGCAAUUGAAAUAAAGAAAAGACAGCUACUGGCUGAAAAGCGCCAUUCUUCUACGCUCAACUUGGAGCUGAAUGGUAUCAGAGAAAUCGAACCUGUGCAAAAGCCUGGACAGUUUUCACUGACCAGUUCACCUUUGACUCCCGUUUCAAAAAGAGCGGUUGGGAUAGGGAAAUCUGAGUCCAUCAAGGGCAUUUUGCCCAUUCAGGAGGCUUCCGAUGAAAAGCAGGAGAAAAGUGAAUUACAAAAACAACAAUCAACACCACCACCACCACCACCGAUAUCAACAGCAACCACACAAAACCAAAAGACGCCCGAACAAAUGCUUGAUGAGAUACUGCGUCAGGAAAAGUUCUCCUUCCGACGAGAGAGAGUUCAGCGGCUAGCAAACAGGGCAGGUGACGGGAUCCAGGAAGAGAAUCACUCCUACCAAUCGGCUUCAGGAGUUGACGAAGAUCAAAACAAUUGUUUGUCUGUCGAGAAGGCUGUGGAGUCGGGAAAGUGCACAAACUCGUCCGCAGUUGACCACAACACGCACAAUCGCAGCUCGAUAACGUCACUUACAUGGAAGGGCUUCGAAUCGGGUCCCUGGCCGGAGGGCACAAAGAUACCAGUAGAAAGAAUCUCCGAUACCCCCUCUCAACGUGAAAUUGAGGCAAAAUUCUUUUAUAAACCCGCAAAGAAGUGGGUUCGUCUGCCGACUAGUCUGUCUGAAGUAAGAGUACCGGGUAGGAGCAUCUUGCCACUGAAGAAGCUACCACAGGACCCACUAGCAAAGUUUAUCAAUGAACAGACAACCUUUUCGAUGGGUUUCUGGUCAAAAAUCCGACAGGACAGUGCCUGUACGGCGGACGACGCAAGUCUCAUACAUCAGGCUGCUCUUUUCAGACUCUGUGAAGCCUUCACGGAGAACAUGGGCAGAGACUAUUUAAAAGCAAUGGCACGAGAGUCCGUGCAACCCAUCUCCAGCUCUGAUGAUGAGCAAACGUACUGGCACGAGGACUCUAAAUUUGUGCACGAUGACAAUGAACGUAUCUGGAAUUGGGAUAACUCGUUACCUACCAGUAAAUGCCUACGUGAUGAAAAAGUGCCCAAAGAGCCUGAGCGCUCUGAGGUGUGUAGUUUGAUGCGUGACUCCCUGGACAUGAAGUCAGAUUUCUCCAGCCUUUUCAUGAUCGGUUCUGAUGCUUCCACGGACGUGGAAUACGAUGAAUACGACUUCGUGAAGGCCAACAAGGAGCAUCCAUUCACGGAUCCCCGUCUCAUUGCUGGUCUUAAGCAUCAGUCUCUGGCCCGGGAUCGGUGGCUGAAACGACAACGAAAAAGAAGUCGAGCUAGACGAGCAGCCACAGAGGAGCUGGUCUCUGACAUACAGCCGGAGCAGUCAGCGGCAGUGGAGCCGGACCAUCCGUCGGAGUCACUGUCAACACCGCCUCAGGCAGGCGAGCAGCUGCGCUCGGAGGGCACAGCGGUGACGACGAGUUCACCGGAGGCCACAACCAAUCAGACGCAAGAAUCGGCUGUCCCCACUACCAGUAUCAUCUCGGCUACAGGACCAAUGAGUGAGAGGGAGGAGAGCGAGUCGGAGGCGGUGAGCGGCGGGCCAAACCUUGAUGAGAAGGGUAAGAAGAGCAGGCGAAAGAGGACACGCACGAAACCGCCCUCCCAGAGCAAGCAGGAAACUAAGGCUGCUGCAAAGACAAAGGUCAAAAGUGGGGCGCUAAAGAAGCUCGUCAUAGACAGUCCGAAUGACGAGAAGGAUGUGCUCAUGUGGACCUACAUGACCGGUUUUGAGGAUGCAUGCAUCGGUUGGCAGAAGGUUGGUCAGAUGACGUGA